Molecule: messenger RNA, 1515 nt
Organism: Pocillopora damicornis (cauliflower coral)
Lineage: Eukaryota; Metazoa; Cnidaria; Anthozoa; Scleractinia; Pocilloporidae
Molecular function (GO): protein binding
Source: RefSeq, a predicted model, not a curated record
AUGCUUGAGUUUAAAAGCCUUCUCAGUAUUACUUUAUUAAAGAUAUCGCAGUCAGAGGUUGUGGAGGCAAAGGAAUUUCUUCUUCAAUGUAUUGCAAAAUACGAGCAAAUCAGAACUUUUCUGAAAGGAAACAGUGAAUUUGAAAUCUCUCUGUUGGAGGUACACGGUACUUUUCCCUACCAUUUACUCACUGACUUGCUUUGCUAUAUUGAAAAAUUUCGAGAAGCUCUCUAUGUUGAGGAACUGGCACGAGCAAGAGUCCUCGCAGAAUUAAUGGCAGACAAGUACUCCGUGGAAAGCCACCUCUCAGCUGAUCCACAAUCAUGGUUCGGGAUUGAAAACAUUGUGAGGAGAGAAAGUGACUGUGUUUUCCUGUACAUUUCGUACAGAGAGCGGCAUCUUCUUCUCUGGGUAUUGAAAACAAAUGGAGACACUUGCUUUCGCAAAACUGACAAAGUGGAACUAGACACUCUUAUUGACGAGCAAGUUUGCGAUGUGGAAGGAAUUUUCAAAAAGAGUGCCGCUGGCUUCGGCGUUUUACCCACAGAGAACUGCGAAGAUCGAUCUUUGGAUGACAACGUGACGAAAUCUCUUCAUAAAGAGAGCCGAGCAAAUUUGCGAGGUGAACAAACCAAAGAUACUGAAAGAAUUCAUAAAUUGUGCUACAAAUGGAUCGUCGCACCCGUGGCAGACUUACUUACAGAGCCCGAAAUCAUCAUUGUGCCGGAUCGUUUUUCGUACCGAGUCCCAUUUGCUGCCUUGCGUGAUGAAUCUGCCGGAAAGUAUUUAUCGGAGAAGUACAGAAUCCGUAUCUUCCCUUCACUAACGACUCUCCGAAUCAUUCAAGAAUGUCCAGCGGACUAUCACAGUCUAACUGAUGCGCUGGUUGUGGGUGAUCCUACGGUCGGCGAAGUGCAUUACAAUGGACGUCUCACUAACUUUACACCAUUGCGCUGUGCAAGAAAGGAAGCAGAGAUGGUUGGUCGACUGCUGGGCGUUCAGCCUUUGUUAGGAAGUGGCGCAACAAAGCAGGCAGUACUUAAAGCGAUACCUUCGGUAAGUCUGAUACAUCUUGCCGCUCAUGGACAUCCCGAAAGAGGAGAGAUUGCCCUCUCUCCUCAACGCACUACUAACCAUACUCCUCAAGAGGAAGACUACCUCCUGACUAUGUCCGAAAUUCAAGGAGUUCAAGUGCGAGCUAAACUGGUAGUACUCAGCUGUUGUCACAGUGGGCGGGGAUUGGUUAAAAAGGAAGGAAUCCUUGGAAUCGCUCGUGCAUUCUUAGCAUCCGGUGCACGUUCGGUGUUGGUAGCAUCCUGGGCUAUAGAAGACGAAGCAACGGAGCAGCUCAUGAAUCAUUUCUACGAACACCUUGUGCGUGGAGAAAGUGCCAGUGAGUCUCUUCACCAGGCCGUUCAAUGGUUGAGAAGCAAUGGUUUCCCCAAACCUUCCCAAUGGGCUCCGUUUGUGCUGAUAGGGGAUAACGUGACAUUUGAUUUUAUGAAAAAAGAGUAA